AUGGCCUUUCUCGAAGAUCCUCGACUGCGUCAGCGCUGGAAUCAGAUCACGCACGAUGCCGAAGCCGCCACUGAGAAUGCGGCCGCCGGAAUCUGGUCAUUCCAGCAACAUUAUGUGAACCCUUGCUUGGGCUCCGUCGCCGCUUCGAUUCAGUCCUGCACCGCUGUUUGCAUAGGCGAUCCCGAGGACCGGCUGCGGAGGCGACGGGAGCGCGAGCGCGAACGCGCAGAGUACAGCUUCGACUUUUACGACGACUGGUACGAAGAAGAGGAGCAGGCUGGGGGAAUCCUGGGAGGCUGGGGAGGGGAGGACUGGGAUCGUCUGUUGGCGGGCACGGGCAGCCAAAGGAAACACCAUACAGCCGGCGCGACCGUCGAGCAACCGAAACGAAAGCGAGGCAUGAGCUAUGGCACAAAAGGGGGCAGGAGGCCGUCUCGAGGCGAGGACCCGACGAUCAUUCCCAGUACCCAGCCUAUUGGCUUUCUCAGCAAAUUGCCCUUCCGAAUGGGCGGCACACUCCGAUACAAGCCGAGCGCGGCGAACCUACAAGAACAUCCAGGGAAGCCUGGUGCGGCAGAGGCCGAACCCUUGCUGGGGUCGGACUCGUCGUCUGAUGCCGGCCAUAUUGUAAGAUCGCGGAAGCGCAGUGGCACGGCUGGCUCGGGCGACACAUCAGACUCAUAUAGGUCACGAGGCGAUCUGUUCCCGAGCGAUGGCGAGGGUGAAGAAGAUGCCGUCCCUUUGGACGAUGAUGUUACAUACGACAUGGUGCGCAAAGAUGAUCGCAGCAGCGGCAAGACACGCAGCAGCAAGGGCAAAAGACCGGUCUUGAGCGGCUCCCGGACAGUGUCACGGACGACGCUCGGGUCAAACGCAUCACACGACUCCCUGCGACUGACACGCGUGCCGUCCGGGCUAUCGGCGUUUACACCGGACGCCGAAGCUAUGCCUUCACUUGAGGAUAUGCAGAUGGAGGAAGAGCAUCUUCGCAUGGUGGAAGAUGAGAAGAUCGCCAAGAGCAGAGAAGCUGCGGCGCACCUGGCCAGGGCCAGAGGUCUCAAGGUGGAUAGCCCCGAACUGCAGCCCUCAACGGGGCAAAAGAUUGACGUGGCUCCGGACGAGGUGUAUGAGCCGGCAAAGGAGUCAAUGUCAGUUGCAGAAGCUGGAGCACCGCUUCAACCCGCUACGAAGUCACCCUCCAAAUCAGAGGAGGGCGAUGAGUUCGUACCAGCGAGACUGCCAAGGUUUGGUUGA
Emericellopsis atlantica is the source of this 1254-nucleotide messenger RNA. RefSeq lists its product as uncharacterized. The transcript has a single exon. The coding region runs from base 1 to 1254 and encodes 417 amino acids. The record is from RefSeq and is a predicted model, not a curated record. Lineage: Eukaryota; Fungi; Ascomycota; Sordariomycetes; Hypocreales; Bionectriaceae.